Messenger RNA from Rodentolepis nana, 243 nucleotides. The record is from the annotation of a GenBank genome assembly. NCBI's taxonomy places the organism in Eukaryota, Metazoa, Platyhelminthes, Cestoda, Cyclophyllidea, Hymenolepididae.
ACCUCCCAUCGACGUGGUAUAACCCAUGAAGAUGUAAUCGAGCUCUAUGAUUCAGGAGCUCGGACAAUCGUCCUCAGUAUGGGCAAUAUGUCCUGGCUCCACGUUCCUCACACGGUUCUCGAUGAUCUUGAACGCGAUGGUUACAAUGUCAUUGUAAAGUCAACUCCCGUCGCAGUGAGAAUUUACAACAAACUCGCUGAGAAUGGACAUCCAGUAGCCGGCCUCUUCCACACAAAAUGCUAA